Messenger RNA from Acanthisitta chloris (rifleman), 2147 nucleotides. It is a transcript of the gene HSPA5, whose product is annotated as heat shock 70kDa protein 5 (glucose-regulated protein, 78kDa). Gene Ontology annotation, cellular component: cytoplasm; membrane; nucleus. Gene Ontology annotation, molecular function: ATP binding; misfolded protein binding; ATP hydrolysis activity. The record is from RefSeq and is a predicted model, not a curated record. The coding region runs from base 318 to 1838 and encodes 506 amino acids. Lineage: Eukaryota; Metazoa; Chordata; Aves; Passeriformes; Acanthisittidae. The transcript has 7 exons. Gene Ontology annotation, biological process: endoplasmic reticulum unfolded protein response; cellular response to unfolded protein; protein refolding.
UGGGCGUCUUCAAGAACGGGCGCGUGGAGAUCAUCGCCAACGACCAGGGGAACCGCAUCACGCCGUCCUACGUGGCGUUCACCCCCGAGGGGGAGCGCCUGAUCGGGGAUGCUGCCAAGAACCAGCUCACGUCCAACCCCGAGAACACCGUGUUUGACGCCAAGCGCCUCAUCGGCCGCACCUGGAAUGACCCCUCGGUGCAGCAGGACAUCAAGUACCUGCCCUUCAAGGUGAUUGAGAAGAAAGCCAAACCCCAUAUCCAGGUGGAUGUUGGAGGUGGGCAGGCAAAGACCUUUGCUCCUGAAGAGAUUUCUGCAAUGGUCCUGACAAAGAUGAAGGAAACAGCAGAGGCUUACCUGGGCAAGAAAGUCACCCAUGCCGUGGUCACAGUCCCAGCCUACUUCAACGACGCGCAGCGCCAGGCCACAAAGGAUGCGGGCACCAUUGCAGGGCUGAACGUGAUGAGGAUCAUCAACGAGCCAACAGCUGCUGCCAUUGCUUACGGACUGGACAAGAGAGAGGGGGAGAAGAACAUCCUCGUGUUCGACCUGGGCGGUGGCACCUUCGAUGUCUCCCUCCUCACCAUUGACAAUGGAGUCUUUGAAGUUGUGGCUACCAAUGGGGACACUCACCUGGGCGGGGAAGACUUCGACCAGCGUGUGAUGGAGCACUUCAUCAAGCUGUACAAGAAGAAGACUGGGAAGGAUGUCAGGAAGGAUAACAGAGCCGUGCAGAAGCUGAGGAGGGAGGUGGAGAAGGCGAAGCGAGCACUGUCAUCGCAGCACCAGGCCAGGAUUGAAAUAGAAUCCUUCUUUGAGGGAGAGGAUUUCUCAGAGACACUCACUCGAGCCAAGUUCGAGGAGCUGAACAUGGACCUGUUCCGUUCCACAAUGAAGCCUGUUCAGAAGGUUCUGGAGGAUUCUGACCUGAAGAAGUCUGAUAUUGACGAGAUUGUCCUCGUUGGUGGCUCCACUCGCAUCCCCAAGAUCCAGCAGCUUGUCAAGGAGUUCUUCAAUGGGAAGGAGCCUUCUCGUGGCAUCAACCCAGAUGAGGCUGUGGCCUAUGGUGCAGCUGUCCAGGCUGGAGUGCUCUCUGGGGACCAGGACACAGGUGACUUGGUGCUGCUCGAUGUCUGUCCCCUUACACUUGGUAUUGAGACUGUCGGAGGUGUCAUGACCAAACUGAUACCAAGAAACACUGUUGUUCCCACGAAGAAGUCUCAGAUCUUCUCCACAGCUUCUGACAACCAGCCAACUGUGACCAUCAAGGUCUACGAAGGCGAGCGUCCCCUCACCAAGGACAACCACCUGCUGGGAACGUUCGACCUCACAGGGAUCCCUCCUGCCCCCCGCGGCGUCCCCCAGAUCGAGGUCACCUUUGAGAUCGACGUGAACGGCAUCCUGCGCGUCACCGCCGAGGACAAGGGCACCGGCAACAAGAACAAGAUCACCAUCACCAACGACCAGAACCGCCUGACGCCGGAGGAGAUCGAGAGGAUGGUAAACGACGCCGAGAAGUUUGCUGAGGAGGACAAGAAGCUCAAGGAACGCAUCGAUGCGCGGAACGAGCUGGAAAGCUAUGCGUAUUCCCUGAAGAAUCAGAUCGGGGACAAGGAGAAGCUGGGCGGGAAGCUGUCCUCCGAGGACAAAGAGACAAUAGAGAAGGCAGUGGAGGAGAAGAUCGAGUGGCUGGAAAGCCACCAGGAUGGAGACAUCGAAGACUUCAAAGCGAAGAAGAAGGAGCUGGAGGAGGUGGUGCAGCCCAUCGUCAGCAAGCUGUACGGCAGUGCGGGCCCUCCCCCCGGGGAGGAGGAGGCAGCAGAGAAGGACGAGUUGUAGAUACAGAGUCUGAAUGUGGUGUGUGUAUAUAUUGGACUCAGGAACACUUGUUUAAAAUAUUGGACUCUUAAUUUGGAAUGUACCUUUGAAUCUUCACUCGUGAGUGGAGCUGGAACCGCUAGCCCGACGUGGCUGUAUCCUGCUUUUCGUUAGCAGUCGCUCGAUGUCUGGGGAGGGAGCAGGGGGGGAGUGUCACUGGGGGUUAGGAUAUUGGCAGUGGAACAUCCUAUUUAACAACUCGGUCAUGUGAACUUGGUGUAGAGCUUUUCUACCUGAAGUGGCCACAAUAAAUUUGUUAUUUACACUGGA